Molecule: messenger RNA, 7395 nt
Organism: Lethenteron reissneri (Far Eastern brook lamprey)
Lineage: Eukaryota; Metazoa; Chordata; Hyperoartia; Petromyzontiformes; Petromyzontidae
Biological process (GO): regulation of GTPase activity
Molecular function (GO): GTPase activator activity; small GTPase binding
Source: RefSeq, a predicted model, not a curated record
CGGGCAAGAGCCCUGCCACGCUGAUCUCUCGUGUGCGAUUUCCAAACUCCGCUCCUGUCAUUCCCAGCGGCGUGUUACAGCCAAGAAGUGAGACGAAUGCCAAAGAGAACAAGAGAUUGUGUAUAUAUACUGUAUCUAAAUAGCUGCUGGUUCUGUAGCUUUCGUUGAAUUCAUCCCUUUAGAAGCUUAUUCCUGGAAAGUAUGUAUGCAAUAAUGGGGUCCGUACGGUGAAUGUUGUUGUGAAUUAGGUCGACCUAAACUGAAGUUUGAGUCAGCGUGAGGCUUUGCGAGCGGCAGGGGGAAAAAACAAAUCUAGACCUGGGUGGGUUUCGAUUGAGGCCAUGAUGGAGAUGGAGGAGAUGGAGGAGGUGGAGUUCGUGAAAAGGUGCCACGUCCGCAAACGCAGUCUGCUGGGCUUCGAUGAGUUUGGCUUUGCCAUCUUCAGGAAGUACUCGGAGGAGUGGAGCGAGCAGCAUCGGACGCACGAGUACAGCCACCCGCAGACAUCAGGCGGCCGUCUCUCCGCCUGGGCCGAGCUGCUCGAGUCUUGGAGCAACACAAACACCUUCAGCUUCAGCAAGCUGCGUGCUCUCGUGAGAGAGGGAGUGCCCCCAGAGACGAGAGGUCGCCUCUGGAAAUGUCUGCUCGGCAGCGACAUCUUGCAGGAGACCAGCACCUACAACUACCAGGAGUGCGUCUCGGGCAUCCGCCGCCAGCUGGUGGACCUGGGCGUGAGCGAGUACAGCGUGCACAUGGCACUGGCCACGCUCUGCCAGGCAGACAACAGCCAGCGGCGUCAACGCACGGAAUCGCAGAGCUCGGAGUCGCCCCUGCCGGGCAGCCCGUCGCUCGCUCAGAGAGGUGUGCAGAUGUUGAGCCUGGAGCCGGAGAGCAGGCAAGUGCGCUACGUGGUGGGCAGCCCUCGGCAGAGCGGCAUGGAGCAUCAUGCCAAUGCCUCCGCCAAGGAGCCCAAACCGGUGACCAGCGAUGUGGUGGACGUGUUGGUGCUGCGCCAAAUCAUCCUGGACCUUGACCGUUCGUUCCCGACACACCGCUCGCUGAUGGGGGAGAGCCCAGAGGCCAAGGAGGGCCGUGCAAGUCUCUUCAGGGUGCUGAGCGCCUACGCGCGCUACAACCCCCGCAUCGGCUACUGCCAGGGCAUGUCCUACCUGGCCUCCAUGCUGCUGAUGAACAUGGUGGAGGAGGAUGCGUUCUGGGCUCUGGUGUCACUGCUGGAGCGGCCCAAGUACCUGGCUGGCUUUUUCCAUCGCUCCCUUGACAGGAUACAGAGACAUGCAAAGGUGUUCCAGAGGCUGCUGCAACACAGGAUACCAAAGCUUUGCCAACACUUGGAGGAGCUGGGCGUGGAGCCUCUCAUGUUCAUCACUCCGUGGUUCCUCACCCUCUUCACGUCGCUUCCGUGCUGGGACACGGUGCUGGCCGUGUGGGACCUCAUCAUGCUUGACGGGUUGAACGUGAUGUUCCGCUUGGGCCUCAGCAUACUGCAGCUGUUGGAGGAGCGCCUUUUGGAGAUGGCCGACGUUUCACAGAUCCUGCCUGCGCUGCUCAGGGUCCCAGCUGACGUGUCACGCUACGACGUGCUUGUGCCGGCGCUGUGGGGCAGCGAGGUGCACAAGUGGGAGAUUGACACGCUGCAGGCGGUCGUGCAGGAGGAGGAGGAGGAUGAGCUCAUUACGGGAAGAGACACGGCGCGUCACAAGGGCGAUCUUCGCAAGCUUGGGAGCCGCGCGGAGCGGCCAGGAGACGCAACAAAGGCCCCCAACAAGAGGAGAGCAAACGCGCCCCACAAAGGCGAGCGCAGGACGGGCGAGCGGGGCGCGCUGUCCACGGCGCUGAGGUCGGCGCAGCGGCGCUUGUGCGAGAUGGGACGGGCGCACCGCGCUCCGCCCGCCGACUGCAAAGCGGCGGCCGCUGCGGUGGCCCCCGCGCGCAGGCCCGGCCACGGCUCUUGCGCCGUCAGCUACAGCAAAGGCAGAGGCGUCAAGGUGGGCUACAGGCAGCAGGGCAGCUGGGGCGGAGCCAAGGGCAGGAAGAUGGUGCUGCUACGGGCCGGCAGCGGCCACACGCGCCGCCACACCAUCCACACCCCACUCAGCCCCUUCUGCAGCACGACCAGUGGAGAGGCAGACUCAUCCGUAGCAGAGCUGAAAGGCGCAGUUGGUCCGGGGGUUGGAAUCAAAGACGCGGGCAGCGACACCCAGGACUACGAGGAAAGAAGCGGCUCCGAGAAUCCAUCGGCAGGAGUGUACCACGCGAGGAAGGCCAUGUCCCGCCUGGCCGUGGGAGGGCCGUACACAGGCAGCGAGCCUGCCGAGGCCCCUGAGAACCCGUGAUCUGCACGGCAGCUGGAUGUGAAAGGCAUAUCACUGUGAAAGAAGAACUUUGAAAAUCAAGGAGCCUGAUUCACAUCUAACAGGAGCAUGUCUGCUAUUUCAAUGUUUAAACUUAAAACUGUUCAAAUGAAUGAAUGAAUGGACGCUUUCACGUAACAUCAUUCGCUUACACGUUCUUUCUCUAAUCCGGUCACGUGCUGCUAUAUCGUAGGAGCACUCGGCUUACGUGAUGCCGGAAGGUUGCCAAUGCAAAUCACGGCCACGAAUCAGCUCAGCCUAUAAUCCCUUUGGGGUCGAUAAAAUACGUAACGUGCUGUGGGAAUGUGGCAUGUUCGCUAUUGGCUGUAACCACCAACCUUACUCAUAACACUGUGCAACACAUUUUUUUUGUUCCUGGGUAAGUAAGUGUUAUUUCCUAAUUGCUUAUGCCUCAAAAGUACAGAAAAUGGAUAUUAUUCCCCAACAAACUUUGCUUUCUUUGUUUAAUAAUUGUUGUAUUACGUUAGUAUCAAUACAUGUUAAUUUUGAUUCAUAUGUUGUUUUUCUGACUUUAUGUGAACGAAAAGACACUAAUUCGCCUGUUUUCUCAUUGAAAAUAGGUACAUUUCAAAAUAUCACUGUCCUCGUCACAAAAGCAAAGUUUGUGGGGAAUAAUAGCCAUUUUCUAUACUUUUUAGGCAUGAGCAAUUACGAAAUAACACUUACUACCCAGGAACAAAAAUUGUGUUACAUAGUGUAAUAAUUCUUCAGGCAAUGGAAGGUUGACUUUGGACAAGUACAUAUCAUGUACUUCAUGAAUACUUUUGUUGAGUUCUGCUUUUCAUUUCAAUCUGACUGUUCCAUUAUUUUCACUCAUUUACAGAGUAAUGCAAAUCCCACCUUAAAUUAAUGCAUUUCUAUAUGAAGUGGAUGCUCUGUAAAGGGACUGAAUUAACCGGCAUGUUUAAGGCACGUGGCCCGUUUACAUAUACUGUAUGUGGAGGUCAACUUUCCUGUGUAUUCACAGGUUGACAAAUAUGACAAUGAUGCCUGUUCAUAUUCGUCAUUACAUAGGAAUGCAAUUCAUUGUGAACCCUCAUAUAUAUAUUUUACGUAAAUUUCCUCAAGCUAUUCUCAAUGCUGUCAAAGAACUUCUCAGUGUUAUUGGGUGGGGUCACGAACGCCUAUUAAAAUGAUAUAUAUGUGCAUGAUGGUUCGUAUUGUUUUGACGCAUAUUAACGGUAGCAAAUUUAAUUAACUAAAUAAUUUCUAAAUGCCACAAUUGUAGUUAGGGCAUCAUAUCAUAUAUCCAGCAUAUCAUCAUUGUCAACAGCAGAAGUCGUGGUCGAUCCACUGCUGGACUAUGGCUCCACACCGUUGCCAUCUAUCACAUUCUCGCUAAAGGACAAUCUAUCGAGGCCCUGCUACAAGAGCUUAUUUCGUCACUCCAUCUCCUUGGUGCACGUCCUCUAGGUCGUGUUGCCUCCUUUGACUGCCACUCCACCGUCAGCCUCAAACACCAGCCAUCGUGCCUCCUAGAUAUAUAUUAUUCUCAAGCCCACACGCAUUUAUGAUUUACCUUUACUAUAGUUUACUCUCCUAUCGCGUAUUGCUGCAACCUUCUGAUCUGUGAAAAAGAGCUUCAUAGUUCAUCCGAUUUCUCCAGGAUAAAUAAACAUUCUGAUUCUGCGUGUGAUUUAACUAAAUAUUUUACUCUGAUCCACGUGUUGUUUUUUCUGUUCGUCUCAGUGUCAUUCCAAGCGUGAACCUCUCAAUGAAUCUCUGCACACUUUAGCUUUCGUUGAAUUUGUAAAUUAAUGUCCAUGUUGAUGAGCCAUGUCAUAGCAGGUGACAUGUAUUUAUUAAAUCAUUAUUUCUUUGGAAAAAUGGUAGAGGCUUCCCUCGCUUUAUGCGGGUCCGGUUUGUAUGACUUCGCACCGCAUACGCAACUAGCCUUUGGCUACCAAAAAUUCGCUCUCUACGAUUUGAAUUCACUCUACAUGUUGCUACGUGAUCGGACGUGGGACAACAUUGUGUCGCGUGUACUGUGCAUGCUACUCGGCAUGCAGCUUUUCUCCUCGUACGAUGCAUUGUGGGUCAGGGUGACUGUGUGGUCCAUGCCACGUGAUUUCGCUUUGUGUGCAGACUCUUUUUUGGAACACAUUUACCGACUAAAGCGAGGGAAAGCCGUGCACUAUUUUUCGUCAUGAAGUUCAGUUUCCCAAAAGCACUCCAAUCUUCUCUUAUACACCGCUUUAUUCCUUCAUUUUGAUCCCACUUCACAAUUAUAGAUACACUGCUCUGUUUAUCAGUUGUAUCCCUCUGAUAGUGAAAUUGUUGCACUUAACUUUCUUUUUCUUUCAUAUUCAACUCUAAUCCACCUCAUUAUUAAAUAAUUUCCUGUUAUUCAUUUCCAUUGGUUGGUGUCAGGACUGUGUCGUCAGCAAAUAUUAGAUGUUGAAUAUUUUCUCCUCUUAUGUUUUUGGCUUUGUUUCUCCUUAUUUUAAUGUCACGAUCUUUACGUGCGACGUUUGAGUGGUCAUGUCAUUACAAAAAAAAACAUCUUCUAAUGUCACUGUGAAUAACUGUGGCAAAAUCGUGUCACCUUGUCCGACUCAUGUAUCUGUUUUACUCACGACAGAAAGAAAAGACCCCAUUGCAGUUGUUCUGAGAUCUUGACAUUUUAGUAUAGCACACAGAGGCCGUGUGUAAUGAUAUUUGAUAUUAACUUCGCUUUUACCACAGCAUGUAUACUCUUUGUGCCAAGUGGCAGAGGGAGCCUUUCCAUUGCGCCCGUGUGAAUGUGAGCUCGGCUAAACCACCGAGAGGUCAGGGGGUCGCCUGGGUGUGAGCGGUGCUCUCCCCACGCCCGGGCGUGGUCUAUUCACCGACCCACACUGGGCAAGUGAAGCAUGGCCACGUGUCAUUCCCUCAGCUGGUCGUGCAAACUGAAACUACAGUCCUCAGCCACCUGCAACUGUGGGUUCAAGAAACAUGGCUUCGGCAAGGUUGUUAAAGGCACUAAAACUCAACUAUUUUUAUGUUGCCAGGUAAAGCCCACUGAGCUAUAAAGCAGUUUUUUUAGAAGCGACCUGGCCACAAAUGAUAGUGCAACGAAGUGGCUUAGCAUGCGGACAUUUAUAGCAGACAAAUACUCUCAAUGCAUGUUUCUAAAUGUGGAGGGAAAAGCAGAAGGACCCGGAGAAAAAUCCAAGCAACCACGGGGAGAACAUGCACACUCCAAAUAUACAGCAGGCGUCAGGGUGAGGAUUGACCUCAGGACCUCCUGUAUACCAGGCGAUACAGUCAACAACAUCUCGCCACCAUGGCACCCUAAAGGAGAAAGGGAUGUCAAGAAUCACUGGGUAAAAUAAACACCAGGUCAUUUUCUUGGUUUGACCAUGGCUAAAUACAACCCUGCGAGCUUGCUGAGAAAAUAAUUGAGAUCGUUGUAUAUUGGCACAUCAGUUGGUCUCAUUGAGGUGAGAUGAAAAGACGCAACAUUUUCUAUCUCAUAGGGAGAAUUCACAAUAAUUGCGGAAUAGUUGCACUUCAGCAUAUUGAAAUAGAGGGCAAAGAUAAUUACAAGGAAAAGCAUAAUAAUUUACAUCACAUUUUUGGUGGAGUAAAUUUACAUAACAUAAUUAUUACAUGAAUAUCACCACUAAAUAUACCAUACAGGGAUUUAUUUUACUUAAUUUAGAACAAAAAGUUAUUUAAAAUACGUCACAUUUCAUGACUUUCAACGUCAUAAUCAUAUUAAUAAUAACAUGCUUUUCCAGGAAGGCAUGAAUAUUUUUUAGAAAUGAAUUUCAGAAAAGUCUUUAAAUGUUUGACCGAUUCCCAUGUGCGCAAGAAACUGGAUUUCCUUAAGCAAACCCAAACACAUGAAAGAGGAGAUAACACUCACCCUUCACACUUAAAGAUCAUAAAAAUACUUUCUCUACUGCCAUCCAAAUGCAUUAAUUUGCUCUAAACAUCUGCAACAUUUAUAUGUGACCCGUCAACCAUUGCUUUUAGUGUUCGUGAACACUCAACAAUGUGUCUUUCAUUUACUCAAAGUAAAUUGUGCCUUAAUAAGUGAAUUUGAUCCAUAGAUCGGAAUGUCCCACCUGUCACACCCACCCUGGUUAAUGUCUGAGCCAUGUUAACUAUUCACAGCAGUGUUUUAAUUACUUCCCUCUGGUUAACACCGCAUGGCUUUCUGCCAAGUCCGUCGAUGUUGUCAAUCUAUGUUCAAUAAUUUACUUUAUCGUUGUUUAUUAAGCAGCCAUGUGAACGUGAAGUGUCCAAUAAUACAGCAAAUGCUCCGCAUUGUUGAAAUAUAAGUUGUGAUCAUUUCCCAUGUAUUCAUUAAUUUUUUAUAUUUUGUCUUCAUUCAAAGUAGCAUGCUGAUGAAUGUAAUAUCUUUGAAUAUUGAGUCAAUUACAUGUACUGUAUUAUCUUUUGAAUAACACAUAUAAAAGUAUAAAUGAUGUAAGCAGCAGGUCUUAGGGACAUUAUUUGUUAUCUCUCCAACCAUCUUCCUCCAGUUUUUUAGCGACUAUAAAUAGUUGUGGUUUCACAUAAUCCACGUGGUGAUGUUCUCUACCCAACAUAUUAUCCAUCUGCCUUUCAUUAACCACAAACUGUUCCUUGCAAGAUUUGUGUCGGCUAAACCAGAUCGAUUACCUGUUGCCACAACCCUCAUCAUCGGACAUGGUCAAUCCACUGCUGGAUGAAUGCCUCCCCAAGCCACCGUCAUAUCUCACGAUCCUGAAAUGCUGUGAAGUAAUCUGCUUAAUUGUUUAAAACGACCUCUCGAACCGCGUUGUAUUCAUUGACUGCCACUGUUGACGUAACCGAGCCACUAAAAUGACUUUGCGAUGAAUUUGCUUUCAUAUGAUCCUGUUUGUGUCUUUUUAUCGUGGACAACAUCAUUGGUUUUGUGGGUGGUGUGGUGGAUGCAGGGCAGCCGCCUACAGUGCUUUCUUUCAAACACAGUAUAUUGUCAUUGUGUUCAUGACUUGGAGCCAUAAAGGUGAACUUGACAAAUGCACCAAUAAAGUGAAAUUGUCGUGUU